AUCCCGAAUUCCCGUCAAAGAUUUGUAAUAUUAAUAAACGAUUAAACUUUCUAAAAAAUCUUGCCACAGAUAUUUCACGCAUAAUGAAAUUUUCUAUCUUUUUCACGCUCACUAUCAUUUUUUUUGCUACGGCUCUUGUAUCAACAGUCAUUGAAGGUUAUCACGCUGAAGUUGUUAGAAACGUUCUCGCAGAAUGUAAGAUUUGGGUUACAGAUAAUAAUGGUAAUUAUGUAGCUGGUAAUAAACAUUACCAUAGAUGCGACAAUAAUCCUCCAAAUUUAAAUAUUGAUACAUUAUCAAAUGAUUCAUACUGGCUUAUUGCAAGUGUUGAAGGUAGUGGUAGACAAGAUAAGCGUCGUGGACCACUUAACAAUGAUUUCUGCUAUAUUAUUUACGGUGAUGCUGCUAAUUGGCGUUUUAACACCUGGGAUUAUUGUAAUAGUCAGUCUUAAUUAACUUAGUUAUCUUAAUCUUUUCAAUUAAAUUUGCUAAUAUACAUUAUUUGUACUUUUUUAAUGUUGAACAAUUUAAUAAAUUUAUAAUUUAUGACUAAUAAUAU
Molecule: messenger RNA, 559 nt
Organism: Rhizophagus irregularis DAOM 181602=DAOM 197198
Lineage: Eukaryota; Fungi; Glomeromycota; Glomeromycetes; Glomerales; Glomeraceae
Source: RefSeq, a predicted model, not a curated record